Messenger RNA from Radiomyces spectabilis, 973 nucleotides. RefSeq names its product Sin3 associated polypeptide p18-domain-containing protein. The record is from RefSeq and is a predicted model, not a curated record. Gene Ontology annotation, biological process: negative regulation of DNA-templated transcription. The transcript is spliced from 4 exons. The coding region runs from base 113 to 631 and encodes 172 amino acids. Lineage: Eukaryota; Fungi; Mucoromycota; Mucoromycetes; Mucorales; Radiomycetaceae. Gene Ontology annotation, molecular function: transcription corepressor activity; transcription factor binding. Gene Ontology annotation, cellular component: nucleus.
UGCGACUUUUUUGGACUGCGAAAUCUUUUUCCUGUGCAAGUUGCUUUGACCUGAAUUUUUCGCGUAGCCUAUUUUUCGCUCAACCACCUUCACAAAGAAAAAUAAAAAACCAAUGGCACAAACCGUUCCUGUCAAUCGAGAAAAGGAUUGUCCUUUCUUACUGCGAGUGUUUACGCGCCUGGGCGGCUUUCAUGCGGCUCGUCAAUUCUCCUUAGAAGGUGUACCCGAAGAAGACGAAUUACAACUGUAUACCUGGAAGGAUGCUACAUUGGAAGAAUUAGCUCAACUUAUUCGAGAAGUUAUUCCAGACGCACAGCAUCCUGAUGCUCGUAUUGUAUUCCGUCUUAUCUAUCUUGACAGCGAUCGAGCAAUGUUCCGUAGUAGAAACCUCGGCCGUGUGACAUAUAUCGAGCCAUCAGCAGAUCAGUCAAAAACGUUGGACGAAUGUAACUUUGUAAUUGGCGAUUACUUGGACGUUGCGAUACAUAUCGGCCCACCACCUCCACGUACAGACCGUCCCAGAAACGACAUGAGAAAUGACCGCGGAUCACGAUUUGGUGACAACGACAGGAGAGAUCGCCGCUUUGGAAGAGAUGCCCGACCCUUUUAUAACAGAAGAGACCGCUUCUAAUGGUGGUGGAUAGCGAUCCUCUCAACCUUUUUUUUUUUUCAAUACAAUAAAAAAUCAGCCAAGAAACAUGUUGAAAAUAGCAACAGUUUUCGGAGUUGAGUGACGUGGGUGGGCCAGCGGUGCCUAUUCGAGUUUGAAGUCCAAGUGGACUUGAUUAUCCACCUUCAACUCCUUGUCCUUCACACAACAUGACUUCUGUCCAAUUCACAGUAGGCAAGCUCGAUGCAGGCAUGGUAUGCUUCUUUCUCUCUCCUCUUUUUAUUUUUUGGUUGGUAGUAUAGCACAAGGCAAAGGAAUAUAACGCCCUCAUUGUUUUUUAGGCUAUCCUCUUAACAGAGGAUC